AUGGGCUCUCUAAUCUCUUCUGAGUAUGAUUCGCCGCACUACAAAGACUACGACAGCCUUCCGGACCCUCGAAGAGUCUGGACCGGAGCGCCAGGCUCACGCGAAGAAGGUCUUGGCCGUCUUGUGCUCCUCACACCGGAAGUGGUUACCAAAGCGGCAGCCACAUGCAUCAAGACAGGUCGGCGUACAUCCUUGAACUGGGAACUGACGAAACUCGAUAUUGCCAACUUCAAUCGAGCUCCAGCCCAGCACCACAUCGUCUCACUCUUGAAUGGCGCUGCAUAUGACGAUGUCUAUAUCUUCAACCCGCAGCAGUCAUCCCAAUGGGAUGGGCUCCGCCAUUUUUCGGCCCCGGUCCCUACUGAAUCAGAUCCCAAACGUCGCCUGUUCUACGGUGGCGUGACGUCGGGCGAGAUUCAAGACAGGAAUAACACCCGCAUAGGGAUUCAACACUGGGCCAAGGAGGGGAUUUGUGGUCGUGGCGUCUUGCUGGAUUAUGUUGAAUACGCCGUGCGUCAUUCGAUAACAUACACGACAUUUUCGAGCCAUGCUAUACCCCUUCAUGUUCUUCUUGACAUUGCAAAGGAGCAAGAUGUAAAAUUCCGUCGGGGAGAUAUCCUGUUUGUCAGGAUAGGAGUCAUCAAGGAGUGGGAUCAGCAGAUGACUCCAGCUGACAAGCUUGCAUACGCCCAGACCUCGAACCCUCAACAUGCCGGCCUGGAAGGCACUGAGGAGAUGUUGAGAUGGGUUUGGAAUCAAGGCUUCUCGGCAGUAGCCAGUGACGCCAUCUCCUUCGAGGUGUAUCCACCGCAACCGUCUUACAAACGAAGGGGGACGGAUGUUCCAGUGCCAGGGUUAUUCAUGCACGAAUACUUGAUUGCAGGAUGGGGAAUGCCAGUUGGCGAGCUCUUUGAUUUGGAAGCUCUCAGCCGUAUUUGUAAGGAAGAGAAGAGAUGGGAGUUUUUUGUUACAUCGGCGCCUCUUAACAUGCCUGGAGGUGUAAGCAGUCCUCCCAAUUGUAUAGCCAUAUUCUAA
Messenger RNA from Fusarium keratoplasticum, 1035 nucleotides. RefSeq lists its product as uncharacterized. The record is from RefSeq and is a predicted model, not a curated record. Gene Ontology annotation, molecular function: arylformamidase activity. NCBI's taxonomy places the organism in Eukaryota, Fungi, Ascomycota, Sordariomycetes, Hypocreales, Nectriaceae. The transcript has a single exon. Bases 1 to 1035 code for a protein of 344 amino acids.